Messenger RNA from Rotaria sordida, 917 nucleotides. Lineage: Eukaryota; Metazoa; Rotifera; Eurotatoria; Philodinida; Philodinidae. The record is from the annotation of a GenBank genome assembly.
AUAGCGAUCGACGUCCAUUGCUUGCAUCGAAUUCAAGUAGAUCAACAUCUCCGAUCCCUCCAUUCUCAAAUUAUCAUUCCAUCACACUUACAAACGAACAUCGUCAAUCGUUUUAUUCUCCUGUUCCGUCCAUUGAGGGUAGUGAUACAGAAGAAACAAAUGUCAGUGCUUUUCGUAAUUUUCGUUCGGAUUCUAAUGUUUCACAAUCAUUAUUAUGUACACCAGCGUCCGUUAUUGAAGAUGAUGAUAAUGAUCAAGAUUAUGAAAAACAAGCAGAUGAAGUUAUUGAAAACAUCUGGCGUAUAUUUAAAGAUAAUGAUUCUUGGUUACAAGAAGCUAUAAGUAGCAAUGGACUCGAUAUUGUUCUUGCUAAAAAUUUUCCAAAAUGGGGCAAAAUUUUCCGAUUAACUUGUAUCAUUCCAGGAUGUCGUGAUGAUGUUGUAGAACUAUUAUUUGAACGUCAGGAAGAUAUGUCUAAAUGGAGUCCAACUGUAAACGAUUGUAGAAUACUCGAAGUGAUUCAUCAUGAUUUAUAUAUAACAUAUCAACUGACUAAUGAACAAGCACAAGGGAUUAUUGCUAAACGAGAUUUUGUUAAUGUGAAUACACGUCGAUUUAUUGAUGAUGUUGCUAUUUUAGCAGCACAAGCAUGUGCUUAUCCACAAAUGCCUCCUAAAGAUAAUUGUGUUCGAGGUGAGAAUGGACCAACUGCAUAUAUUGUCGAAAAACAUGACGAUACAAGUUGUAAAUUUACAAUGAUACUUAAUGUAGAUUUAAAAGGUUGGCUUCCUCAAUAUUUAAUUAAUAGUUCUCUUGCUAAUGUUCAACUUACAAUUGCUGAAUCACUUCGCAAUUAUUUAUUAAAAACAAAUGACAUAUCAUCAUCCGGUUCAUCGAUAAGUGAUAUAAUAACGUAA